AUGUCCUCAACAGGAAGGGAGGUGCACCCAAAUAACAACUUGAAGCCGAUGUCGAGGCAGGGCCGUAGACGUGCGUCAUCCGUUGGUAAAAUUGAUUUAGGAGAUACUGUUCGCUCUGCCAAUGCCAUUGAAGGUGCUGAAGUUGAUGAGAGCAGCUAUUUCCCUCACGGGAUGACACAGUCCCCAAAAGUGUUCCUAAAUAAUUGCAUUUUGUCAUACGGGAAAAUCAAUGCCCGCCACUCAUGGAUCACACCUUUGGUCCUUGUGACCUGUACCUAUCUGGUGUAUUUUUUAUCUGAUAACCAAACAGAAUCCAACCCAUUGCACAUGUUUGUAGCGAUAUCGUACAGGAUUGGCGAUACUGACUUUUACGGUAAAGGUAUCAAAGAUAUCCCGUUUGUGUUCUUUUACAUGAUAUUUUUCACCUUUUUACGUGACUUUGUUAUGGAUAUGAUCAUUCGUCCCUUUGCUUUAAGAGCGGUCAGUUCAAAGCAUCAACAGAAUCGAUUAAUGGAACAGAUCUUUUACAUUUUUUAUUACGGGCUCUCUGGUCCCUUCGGGCUGUACAUUAUGUAUGGAUCAGACCUCUGGCUAUUCAGAACUUCCACCAUGUACGCAACAUAUCCAGACUUGAAUAACCCAUACUUGUUCAAGCUUUUCUACUUAGGACAGGCUGCAUUCUGGACUCAACAAGCAUGUGUUUUGGUUUUACAGCUGGAAAAACCCAGAAAGGAUUACAAUGAACUGAAGUUUCAUCAUGUUGUUACUUUACUAUUGAUUUGGUUGUCCUAUGUGUUCCACUUCACUAAAAUGGGUCUUCCCAUUUACAUUACCAUGGAUGUAUCCGACACAUUGCUAGCAUUGUCCAAGACACUGAAUUACCUUGAUUCCUCUCUAACCUCCCCAGUGUUCGUUAUUUUCAUGUUAGCGUGGAUUUAUUUACGCCAUUACGUGAACUUGAAGAUAUUAUGGUCGCUUUUGACAGAAUUCCGCACAGUUGGGAAGUAUGGCUUGAACUUUGCUACUCAACAAUACAAAUGCUGGAUUUCAUUGACCAUAACCUUUAUUCUGAUCUCUGCUUUGCAGUUGGUGAACCUGUACUGGCUGUUUUGA
Messenger RNA from Huiozyma naganishii CBS 8797, 1113 nucleotides. RefSeq names its product TLC domain-containing protein. NCBI's taxonomy places the organism in Eukaryota, Fungi, Ascomycota, Saccharomycetes, Saccharomycetales, Saccharomycetaceae. The transcript has a single exon. Gene Ontology annotation, biological process: ceramide biosynthetic process. The coding region runs from base 1 to 1113 and encodes 370 amino acids. Gene Ontology annotation, cellular component: membrane. Gene Ontology annotation, molecular function: sphingosine N-acyltransferase activity. The record is from RefSeq and is a predicted model, not a curated record.